AUUUUUACGCGCGCAUCUGCGUUCCUGAAAUAGAAGAUGUAGUAGAGUUUCCGUGAUCGUGUGUUUUGUGUUCGGUGUUUCAUUUACGCGUAUUCAUUUUCUUAAAGGAAUUACAUUAUACAUACAAAAUAUCAAUAUGAGUGAUUCUUCUCAGAAACCAGAGGGCGGUAGCGGGGAGACUGCCAGCAGUACAAAUACAGCACAGGAUAACUCUCCAGCGGUUGAGUCUCAGCCUCAGCCCCAACCACCACCAACAGAUGUGAAACUGGAGGAGAAAACGGAGGAUGGUGUGGAGAAGGUUGAGGAGUCAGCCGAGGCUGUGGCGGCGGGGCAGCCUGCCGAGGUCAUACAGUCGGGACUUAAAGUUGACAAGGAAAACUGGGAAAAGAAGCAGCAGGAUCUACUGCGGAUAAUUGAGGAUCUCCGAGCCAAAGCCAAGGACGAGAAAAGUGAAGAAUCAUUGAGGGCCGAGCUAAAGGUACGCGAGGAACAGAUCGACCUGCUGAAGACGCGCGUGAGCAACCUGGAGACCAAGCUGGAGGCGGUGCUGGCCAAGCCCGCCGGCAAGAACCACGAGAUGAUCGAGAACAUCAAGCAGCAGCAUGAGGAGCUGCUGACCAAAGCCCGGGGCAUGAUCUUCGACAAGACCAAGGUGGUGAAGAACCAGGAGCUGCAGAUUGAAGCGCUCAGCAGCCAGGUGCAGUCGCUGAAGGACGUCAACACCAUCACCAAGGAUCUGCUUGAAAUCCGCAACUCGGAGGUCAAAGCUAUGGAUGAGCGUCUUCAGGUUAUGGAGUCGCGGUUCAAGGCGGAGAAGGAGCGGUACGACCUGGUGCUGAAGCGCGCGCAGACCUCCAACAACAUCAACGACGACCUGCGCAAGGAGUACGAGACGCAGCUCGCCAUAUUCAAGGAGCUCCGAGAGAAGUACGAGCAGCGAGUGCAGGCGCUGAACGCCGAAAACGAGCGGCUGAAGGCCGCCGCGGGGACCUCCGCGUAACUUUAUACGGAGCCGACAGACAACUCGUAGCCUGCUACGAAAUCGUGUAGCUUACUACGAAACUGCGUAGCCUGCUACGAAACUCUGCGUAGCUUGCUACACUAUUCGGUGUAGCGCCCAAAGCGUAGCACGCUACGAGCUAGGCAAAUAAUUCAUAGCAUGGUACGUGUAGGUCUACCUACUAUAUAAUAAUUUUGUACUAUUUAUUGGAUGGACUGUACUGAACUAUUUUGUAUAAUAAAAGGCAUCUAAAAGUGGCUAAGAUUCAAAAGAUUGUACCGCACUUCUUGGUCUUUUAAAGUUUAAAAACUAACUAAAAAGAAACAAAACUUAACUGUUCAGUGCAUGUCACAACCCUGUGCCUCGUAUGUAUAAGACUGUACGAUAAAUUUUAUAUACUAGUUAUUGUAUUUAUUAAAUAAAAGAUUUUUAUGUGAUUGA
This is a messenger RNA of Aricia agestis (brown argus), 1441 nucleotides long. Its product is annotated as kinesin-like protein KIF15-A. Lineage: Eukaryota; Metazoa; Arthropoda; Insecta; Lepidoptera; Lycaenidae. The transcript has 8 exons. Bases 137 to 1000 code for a protein of 287 amino acids. The record is from RefSeq and is a predicted model, not a curated record.